Molecule: messenger RNA, 2694 nt
Organism: Hydatigera taeniaeformis
Lineage: Eukaryota; Metazoa; Platyhelminthes; Cestoda; Cyclophyllidea; Taeniidae
Source: the annotation of a GenBank genome assembly
UUUCAGCAACUGAAAAUAAAUGAAACUCCUCAGGGUUUUGGAGAUGGACCACUUUACUUUCAUGUUGGCAAUCAAUAUAUCAGCAAGUCGUUUAAUCAUCCUCAAAAUCAGGUCAAACGUGGGACGCCUCCACGAUUUGGCCGAUUUCAAUCGGAUAUUCCGUCUCAGCAACAGCCUUUUAAUGGAUAUUCUUAUGUGACUCCCUGGUUUAUGUCCACGGCACCCAGCGGCACGAGCAAACUCUCUGACGGAAUUGGUAUCUUUGGCGCGCCGCCUGAAAACGGUAGAUUCGAUCAUUUACACGCCAAUAAUCGUGGGUAUCAACGUCGACCUUAUCGUCUCAAUAAUAAUAGCAAUGCCUCUUAUAACGGGCGUACAAAUAGCCAUUCCUCAGGAUCCUGGGAUUUUUCCUUUAAAACCGAAGAGGAGCUUUUCUGUAACAGUUCACCCAGAGCUGAUAUCAACUUAGAACUCUAUGAUAGUAUUCCAGUAAAACAAUCCGGACCAGAUUGGACUGCUGUCGAUCCACUGACGUCGUUUAAUGAUGUGAAAUUGCAUAAAGUCCUUGUGGAUAACAUUGAGCGUGCUAGGUAUGUUCACCCAACGCCGGUGCAGAAAUACGCCCUUAAAAUUGUGCUGGCGAAGCGGGAUCUUAUGGCCUGUGCCCAGACGGGUUCCGGAAAGACGGCCGCCUUCUUACUACCUCUUCUUCAUAUGAUGCUUGAGAGUAGCUCAAAGGGAGGCGAAAAGGGAGAUGACUCUAAGGUGAAAGGAAAUCAAUCUGCACAGACGAGCGUGGCUAGUCCGACCUGCCUAAUUCUUGCACCCACGCGAGAGCUCUCUUGCCAGAUAUUUGACGAGGCUCGUCGGUUUGCCUACCGUUCAGAAUUGAAGCCCUGCGUUGUCUACGGUGGUGCUCCCGUAAACAAUCAAUUGCGCGAUCUUUCACGAGGCUGUGAUCUUCUCGUCGCCACCCCCGGCCGUCUCGUCGAUGUAAUUGGGAGGGAGAAGGUCACACUAGAGAAUGUCAAAUUUCUUGUCUUGGACGAGGCGGAUCGUAUGCUUGAUAUGGGGUUUGAGCCACAGAUUCGCAAGAUUGUCGAGCAGAAUGGAAUGCCCGACUCAAGCCAGCGGCAGACUCUUAUGUUUUCUGCCACAUUUCCAAAUGAAAUACAAACCUUGGCAAAGGACUUCUUGAAAAACUACAUUUUCUUGGCCGUGGGACGUGUGGGCAGCACUAGCGAAAAUAUAUCCCAAGAAAUCUUCUACAUACAAGACAGGGAUAAACCCGAACGUCUUGUUCGUAUUCUCAAGGAAAAGGAGCCGGCAGCGCUUACUUUGGUCUUUGUGGAAACCAAAAAAGGUGCCGAUUUGCUGGCAAACUAUCUAAGCCGGCUUCAAUUUCCUGUUGCCGCGAUUCAUGGUGAUCGGCCUCAGGCUGAUAGGGAGAGGGCUCUCUCUUCGUUCCGUUCCGGUAGAACUCCCGUCCUCAUUGCAACUGCAGUCGCUGCUCGUGGUCUUGAUAUUCCCAAUGUUAAGCACGUAAUCAACUUUGACCUGCCGUCGGACAUAGAGGAGUAUGUACACCGCAUUGGCCGCACUGGCCGUAUGGGUCAGCCGGGCUCGGCCACUUCCUUCUUCUGUGACCGCAAUCAGAAUGUAGCCCACCAGCUGGUUGAACUAUUACGUGAAGCCAAGCAACCAGUGCCCAUUUGGCUGGAUCAACGUGUGUCUGGUACUACUGCAGGCAGCAACUCUCUCGGCUCCAAUGGUCGACGUUAUGGCAAUGGCACUCCGAAUAGAAGGAGUGGUGGUUAUCGGCCUAACUACGCAUCUCUUGACUUCCGAACUGGUCAGAAAACCAACACCAGCUACGUGCAAAAUCCGCAAACCCUAGGCCUUUUAGGGAAUUGUGCGGCUUCUCUUGCUGCAGCGGCUUGUGUUCCACCACCGCCGGGUCACCAAUUGCGCUACCAACAGCCGCCUCCGCAUCAAAAUCCUUUUGCCACUGCUGCAGCUGUUGCAGCUCUGCAGGGCCUUCAACAAGGUCAUCCGUUUGGUCCGCCUCCACCACCACGAGGCCUUUUCGAUGCGCGCCCACCGUCCUCGUAUCCUCCACCGCCGUUUGGUGCACCUCAGCGGUCCAGUGGACCCCCGGCACCGCCAUCACUGAUGCAACAGCCUGCAUCAGCUGGUCCGCCUCCUGCGGCCAACCCGCAGCAACAGAUGCAUCAGUACCUCGCGGCUAUGCAACACGUCGCUAGCACUGCUAGUUCAUCUUCUGAGUAUGCUGCUGCUAACUACCAUCAAGCAUUUGCGGGGUACGCUCCUCCACCACCACCGCCACAACCACAAGACGUAUUCACAGCAUCUUCGCCUCCUGUGAAGGCGUCUAGCAGUGCUGAAGGUCAAAUAAUGUCUUCAGCCUUCUAUGGAAGCUCUGGCUCGCAUCACCACCACCAUCAGCAGCAGCCAAAUCACGCAGCUCUAGCUGCAGCAAUGUCAGCAAUGGCUGCGGCUGCUAUGUCGAAUGGGCAAAUAGAGGGGCCUAGUGCUAUGGAGGAGGAUAAGCGAGUAGCCUCUGCCGCCGUUGGCGGAGGUGGAGGAGAGUGGUGGGUGAGUGCUCCUCCACCAAACAUCUCGGCCUACCCUCCGUCUACGAAUGUACCUCAGCCCGCGGCUACCGCAAACUAG